UCUAUAAACCUCAGGCUGCGCUUGAUUCGGUGCAUUGUUUCUGCCCUCUCAACCGAUUACCUUGUGACUAUUCUUUAUAACAGAUAUUACUGCGCGUUUAACAGUCAGUUUUGUGGACUGCGUUGUGUAUAAUACAUAUAUGUAGCAAAAUACAGCACAGUGGUGGUUAUUUUGCCAUAACGCGCAUAUAAUAACCGAUAAUAGUAUGUGUUAACGCGUUUUAUGAAUCUUGGAUAUAUUAAUGGAGUUAAUACGUUCGAUUUAAUACAUAUGUAUUAUAAUCAGUGCAUACACAUAAAACGCUGAUGUAAAUAAAUCUGUAAAUCGUACUUACUAUAAAAAUAAAAACUUUCAACCGCUGUAAACUGCUACAUUUUAAGCGCUACAAUAAUAUUAUAAUUGUACCAAACUGUCAUACGGAUAUUGGAGAGCAAAAACGGAAUCAGUGACGGAUUUGUCAAUGUUAUCAUCUGAUGUGUUUUAUGCAACAAUAUCUCUAAAUGUUUCAAACAGUGAAUGAGCAUACUGUGGAAUCGAAGAACGCAUUUUAGAGACGAAAAUAUGUGAAUAAUAUAAAAGUAAAUGUAACUCAGUUUUAUACAACUAUUUAGAAGUGUUUAAAUAAGAAUUUGUUGAAUGAGUUAAUUUGUUGUAAAUCAUGGAGUAUGCUUUCAUUUUGUAAUAGUAUAAGCAAUAUGGAGUUAAGAAAUCUCAACAUACAAUAACUCAGCUAGUUAAUAAUAGUCAGUUUGUAUGAAAAAAAAAGACAAAUACUAGUUCUGUUAGAAUCGGAUUUGUGUAUUGGAAUCUAAAUUAUCUCGUUGAUUUUAUAUAGACAUAGACAGGGAACGUGGAAUAACCAUGGAUAUACUAUCAUUCCUAAGUACAUUGUGGAUAUGUGGCGUUUUAAUUCCAGUAGUCAAAGGCAAGAUCAUGUGCGCCUGCACGACGCUGGACUGCUACGCGGAAAAACGCCGCGUCUGCGAGGCGGAGUACUUCUGCUACGUGGAGAACCUGCACGCGGUGGUCACGCGCGGCUGCAUCAACGACAAGGACCCGCUGCUAUGCGAGAACCGGCGCCCGACGAAGAUCGGUAAACUUGACUACCCGCUUCUGCACUGCUGCAACGACGACGACUACUGCAACCGCGACGUGGUGCCCGUGCGACCGACUGAUGAUCCUCCGAUAACGCCCGUUGUGCACGUUACGUCAUCAAAAGACGAUGACGCCAAUAAUCCGUACGUCAGAUACGAAUACGAGGACAGCGAGAAGGCCAAGACGCCGUGCCCGAGCAGUUCCGACUCGAAAAUGAACCCAAUCUACAUCGCCGUACCCAUCGCCGGCCUCUGCGUACUGCUGGCGUUAAUCAUAUUCGCCAUGUACCUGUUGCGGCGUAGAAACGACAUGUACACGCAGUACGACGCCUUUAGAUAUCAGGAACAUUUGGCCAAAAUGGCGGCGAAGCAAAACGCGGGGAAAAAUACUCAAUCUUGUGAGGUAUCAAACCGUUGUACGGACAGCGAACGCUCCUCUCAAGGGAGUGAAACUAAGUUUUUCUUGAACGCUUGAGAUUCGGGCUUAGUUCUAGUUUGGUUUUUAAAUUCAUAAAUGCUCACGAGAGGCGUUAUUCGUCGUGCUGUGUCACGAAUGAACUCUGUUGGUGGUGGUGGUGGAAAAUUUAAAAAUGACGUUUCGUGACGUCAUACCUACGUUGUGACGUCAUGGCGUCAUUUGUUUAUGCAGCGGUGGUGGGAUAGAUUAUUCAUUGCCAUUUCACAAAUUACAUGACAAUGGUACGGGACAGAACCAUGCGGUAGUUGCAAUGACGUAGUGCAUAGAACGGGGUUAGGAACGAACGACAGGACGUCUAACGCGUAUAAACGCCGCGCAACAGAAAACGUCAAAAGUAAUGCUUCGGCGUCCAUCUAGGAAGCAUGUUGAGGCACGUACUGUAUGUGUAAGGGAACUGUGCCUAUUCACGCGUUUGUGCUAUUUGAGCAGAACUGGACUUUGUGAUACAUGGAAGAGUGCAUAGUUAUGAGGGACAUAAACAAAUGUCUCUAAAAAUCAUUACGGAAAAAACGGAUUAAUCUCAAAUAGUAAAUGCUGCGCAAGAAUGCAUACACAUUUGCAAAUUUUGCUGUUAAUGUACCUUUAUAUUAUAUUUGGGGAUUGCUCUGUGAAAAGGGGGUUUAAUGCAUUCCCGCUUUAAUGGUAUGUUUAAAGAAAGUCGGUUCUAAGCAAAAAUCCAGUUUUGGCGGAAAGUGUCGUCCCUGAUAAGCACAGGCUAAUCAGGGACAACACUUCACGCAAUGCAUUAAACCCCCUUUUCACAUAGCACGGCCCAUUUGUAUAAAAUUCCGCCUUAUUGUGAUGAUGAACAUUUUAGUUAUUGGAAAAACAAGCUUCAUUUGUGUAAGCCUUGUAGUUUACGGUUCUUAAAACAGUGUUAUUCGGUUAAAUGUAUGAACUGGUCACUUUUUGUUUAUACGGCGACAUUCAAAAUCGACCAAUGAAACUUGUUUGGUUUAAUGUCAUCAACGUAAAUGCUACAGUGCACAGGGUCGUUUUGCUAAGAUUAAUAUUAUACGGGACAAUUUUUUAAAGAUAUUUAAAUAUUCAGAAUAUAAAUAUGUAUAUCUUUUACUUCGGAGCAAGAGCUUUCAAUAAAAGACUUGCGGAUGGAAACAACAAUUUGUCUUCCGAUAAUGUUUCUAGAGUGUGUCUUUUCCUACAUUGAUCUUAUCGUAUGAUCGCAACGUCCGCGCAGAGAUUUGACGGGAACCAGCAUAGCUGAAUCAAAUCCCUGCCUUCAUAACCAACCACAUGAUGAUAGCCUAGCCACGUAGAACAAGAAUUUUACCGUUGUUAUUUUUACUUUUUUUUUAAAUUCAGGUACAUGUUAUUAUUUUUCUUAUAACAAACCUAAACUUAUGCACUAUUUUCAAAUUGUAAAAUAAAAUGAUACUAUUGUUCAUAAUAUAAUACUUAAACCAAUAAAAUAAAAUCCUACCAAAUCUGGUAGGAUUGUCUUGAGAUGGCAGAGAUUGUAUGUUAGAGCAAGGAACGACGACUCUGCGUGAAGAUUGGUAUGAUCGCUGAAAAAGCGGGUACCAAGGUGCUCCUGGGCCCGUAUUAACCAAACUGUUCUUAGAUUUAAGUCUAAGAAUAAAGAAUAAUUAUAUUAUGCUUUACAUUGAUAUAUUUAAUAAUUGCUUGAAUUGUUAGUAAAACUUGUUAUUAAACACAUCUAUCUUUAUCAUUCUUCAUGUUGAACAUUUUGUCAAUGACAUAAUUACCAGUGGAUGCAUGUAUAUAUUCAAACACUGAAUGCAUUUAUUUGGUUCCAGGUCUGGUCUUUAUUCUUAAGUCUAAGCAUGGGUUGGUGAAUACGGCUGGUAGUUUCAAAAUUUCACGCUGACACUGUUUGAUUGGUCGAUUUUGUUUUACAUAAGUUGAAUCAUGCACGACGUAUUAACGUUUGGUGUUUAUAAAGAAACGACAUAUUUCUCUAAAAGUUGAAUUUAAAAACUAUAUAUUAUAGAAUAUGUCCAAACGUAUUUCUCCUUCGCCUGUUUGUAAUUGUUUUGAUAUUUAUUUCGCGUUUUUAGUAAAAUUGUAUCAGGGUAAUAGAUGUCUUGUUUUUGUAAAACAAAUAUACUGAUGGUAUUUUGUAUUUGCACGUGUAAUGAACUGAUCAAGAGUCUGAAUAUGGUUAAUUCUCGCAGGUUAUUAUAUAUUCAUAUAAAAGAUUAUAUGUGUAUGGUCAAUUCUCGCAGGUUAUAUAAAUUCAUAAUAAAGAUAAUAUGUGAAACAUGUUAUUUUUACACAUUCAAAAGCCGUGAAUGCUUUUUUAACAGUUUCAGUGCUGGAACCGACUUUUGAAGGCUUUUGCAAACAGUUUGGAUUCAGAUGAGACGCCACAGAACGUGGCGUCUCAUCAGGAUCCAAACUGUUUGCUAUUCUGAUAGUAUUCUUUGAAAAAAAUCGAAGAAAAUCUUAAUUUUAGAAAUUCAGCAAACGACAUUUUAGCAGACGACAAAUUACCCAGCAUGCAAAGGGUUAAUAUCUCAUCGGUUAUGAAUUGGACGUCUUUGAGGAUAGAUUCUAUUACACACAUGUAUACACUCAGGGAAUGCAAUAUUUGUUGUAAAUACCAUACGUCUCAUCUUUUAUAAACAUGCACUUGUAUAAUUGUAUGAUAUACGAUUGAAAGCAUUAUGACUUUGAUUGAUUUUUUGUUUAAUGUUUAUGUAUAUUUCUUAUAUCAUAAUUAGUUCUGUCUUUAAAAAAAAUGCGUUUUUUCUUCUCAUUUUAGCUCACCUUAGCACAACCUGCUCAUGGUGAGCUUUUGUUAUCGCCUUUUGUCCGUCGUCUGUCGUGCGUCGUCAAAUUUUUCCUUGUAAACGCUAUAGAGGCCAUUGAAAGAUCGUGUUAAAUCUUAAGAAGUCACAUUUGUUGUCCAAUGUUCAUGAAACUUGGUCAGAAUAUUUGUUCUAAUAUUAUCUUGGAUGACUUGGAAAAUGGCUCUGAUCUGUUGAAAAACAUGGCCGCAAGGGGGCAAGGCAUUUUUUCGCUUACAUGGUUAUAGGUUAUAGUAAACCUUGUUAACUCUUUAGAAGUCACAUGUAUGGUCCAAUCUGUAUAAAACUUUGUCAGAACAUUUGUUCCAUUGAAUGAUAGCUCGGCUCAGUUCAACAAUGGUUAUGGUUUGUAAAAAAUAGGGCCGCCAGGGGGGGGGGGGCAUUUUUCCUUAUAUGGCUAUAGUAAAAAUCUUGUUAGCACUGCAGAAGUCACAUUUUAGUCCACUCUUAAUGAAAGUUGGUCAAAACAUUUGUUCUAAUGAUAUCUGUGAUGAGUUCGAAAAUGGUUCCGGUGGGUUGAAAAACAUGACCGUCAGUGGGCGUGGCAUUUUUUCCUUAUAUGGCUAUAGUAAACCCUUGUUAAUUCUCUUGAAGUCACCUUGAUUUUGACGUAAGGAUACAUGGUCCAAUCUUUAUAAAACUUGGUCAGAACAAUUGUUCUAAUGAUAGCUCAGCUAAGCAAUGAAAAUGUCAAUGGUUCGUCGAAAAAUAUGUCCUCCAAGGGGCGGGAACUUGGUCUGUAUAUGGCUGUAGUUAAACCUUGUUAACAAAAAAAAAGUAGUCACAGUUUUAGUCAAAUGUUCAUGAAACUUGGUAAGAACAUUUGUACUAAUGCUAUCUGGGCGGAAAUGGUUCCCGUCUGUUGAAAAACAUGGCCGCCUGGGGGCUGGCCAUUUUUCUUAUAUGGCUGUAGUAAAACUUUGUUAACUCUCUUCUUGAUAUUUUGGCAAAGUUUGAAAAUAGUUUCAGAAACAUCUAAAAAGUUGCUGAUAGCAGUUCAUUCCUUGAAGUCCCAGGUGAGCGACCGUGGGCCCCUGGCCCUCUUGUUUGUAUUUCAAUUUCAGUCGCUUAUUCUUUGUGGCGGUUAUGGUUGAUGUAUUGCACAGUGUAAUCUUGUUUGAUGGACUGGACGAAAUGAAGAUGUGUCAAAAUAAAUAAAUAAAAAUAA
Molecule: messenger RNA, 5532 nt
Organism: Dreissena polymorpha
Lineage: Eukaryota; Metazoa; Mollusca; Bivalvia; Myida; Dreissenidae
Exons: 3
Coding region: 862-1569 (235 amino acids)
Source: RefSeq, a predicted model, not a curated record